AUCAAACUCCAUUUCAUCUCAUAUUGAAGUUAGGCUUUUGAAUGUAAAAAUUUCAAAUUUUUAGAUUAAGAAUUGAUUUGUGAAUUGAUUUGUUGUGAAAUGUGGAUAUAUAUGACAUGUCGAGUGUUAAUGUUGAAUUAAAUGUAUUAUUUUGAUUUUGUUGUGGAUUUGUUGUGUAUUAUUAAAGUUAAUGAAAAAUUUGAAUUUUUUUAUUUAAUAAUUUUGCAUUGUUAGGUGUAUACUUAUCCUAUAGGAUUUGCUUAAAUAUGAGAGUUUUUAUUAUGUUGUUAUGUGUAUGAAAUGAUUAAUUUGGGUGAGACUAAUACCCUUUUUCAUUAAAUAAAAAUUACUUAAUUAAUUGUGGUAGGCAUGGAGGUGUCGGUGGAUCCAGGGACGAGUGAUCGAUCUGUCCUGACAUUUGAUGUAGCUGCACACUUCAAUUGGGGUAGUGCCAUGUUGGCUUAUCUGUAUAGGCAGCUGUGUCGCGGUUUUCAGAGUGGGAGCACGGAGGUUGGGGGUUUUAUGCUUCUAUUGCAUAUUUGGUCAUGGGAGUACAUUCACAUUGGCCGUCCCAUUAUAGUACGAUACCAUGGGCCUAAUGGAGAACCACUUCAUGAUGAGCCUCCACAUCUUCUUGGACCACAUCAUCGACGAAUGGGUAUUUGCUGACCUGUGUCGUACAUCAUCGACUUCUGGUCUCGAUUUCUACAGGGAUGCAUUUGAUCGCAUGUCUGAUGAUCAGAUUACAUGGAUGCCAUAUACAGCUCAGAUGUUAGAGGAGUUACCCCCGACAGGACGAGAGCAUUAUGCUAUAUGGAGAGCACGUGUGUCGUUGAUAUGCUUUGACAUUGUUGAGCUUCAUUUGCCUGGUCGUGUUAUGCGGCAGUUUGGCUAUGAGCAGGUCAUUCCAGCACCUGUCAACACAUUUGUAGAUCUUCAUAAGCUGGAUAGGCGUGGUAAGCCUACAGAGGAUUGGUCGCUCAGACAUGCCCGAUACUUGGCUAUAUGGGAUAGGCGAGCGGGGAUUGUUGUCACUGGGACGUCGACAUUUGUCCCAUCUGUUUAUGCAGAAUAUAUGAGAUGGUAUUACAACAUCACGCGGGUGUUUGUAUCUCUAUCUUUCAGACUCCCUACUCACCAUUGUAAUCCCAAUUCCAUGGCUUUGCACUUAACGAUGAGUGUGCUCAUAAUUAUUAAAGUAA
Messenger RNA from Cuscuta europaea, 1202 nucleotides. The record is from the annotation of a GenBank genome assembly. NCBI's taxonomy places the organism in Eukaryota, Viridiplantae, Streptophyta, Magnoliopsida, Solanales, Convolvulaceae.